UUUCCAAUUUCUGAAACGUAAAAAUAGCUGACAGCCAAAAAACUAUUGUAAAAAGAAGAAAAUAUAUAAUACCAAUACAACUUACAAUUAUCCUAAAUAAAAGUUACAGUAGAACCUGAGAAAAACCGAUAAACGGAAUUUACCUAAAUUACACUUCCCUAUCAUCUUGAAAAACUGUAAGUAGUACUAUGGUUGUCCUCCGCAACCUACAUUUUCAUUCACUGCCGCUUUCCUGAAAACCUGUUUACCGCUUUACGAUUGGCCAAUAACUCGACAGCUAUGAUUUCGGCCAAUGAGCGCGAGCCAUGGCCGAUCAAUGUCGGAGCGUAACCACAGAGAACAGAGUUGUUGUAGAUUUUCCUGAUGUCAUACGUCUAGCGAAUGUUGUGUGCGCGAUCGAUAAUACAAAUUGGUUUUCGAAGUUUGGGGAGGUCAUAUUGUCUUUGAGCUUUUAAUGGACGUUAAGAGUUGGUGUGGAAGGUAUUGAAAGUAAUUAGAAAAGUGCAAUAAUGGAUUCGACCGGUGCAUACGGCGGAGGGAAAGCUGGGGGUGCGUUCGACCCUCAAGCCUUCAUUCAAAGACCUCCUGUAAUCGUCAGGGCGGUUUGUUGGCUCUUCAGCGUGAUCGUAAUGGGCUGCAUAUCAGCCAAGGGCUGGUACAUCAGCAAGAAGGACGGCAAGGAGUACUGCGCCUACAACGACGACACCAACGCGUGCAACUAUGGCGUCGGUAUCUCCGUCAUCGCGUUCAUCGCCUCCAUCGGGUUCAUUGUUGGAGAAUACCUCUUUGAGCAGAUGUCGUCGGUGAAGACGAGGAAACACUAUGUGCUUGCGGAUAUGGGUUUCUCUGCUUUCUGGGCAUUCCUUUACUUCGUUGGCUUCUGCUAUCUGGCUAACGCAUGGGGCAAGACCGACGACCCACCAAUUGGGACUGCCAACAACAUGCAGGGUGCUAUCGCAUUUUGCUUCUUCUCAAUCUUUGCCUGGGUGGGUUGCGCGUUCUUCGCGUUCCAACGCUUCCGUGUCGGCGCGGACUCGGCCUUCGCGCCGGCGUACGAGGUGGAGGGCGCCGUGGGCAGCCCGGGUGGCUUCCCCGCCUACCCCGGCGCUCCAGACCCGCAGCCCGCCUACAGCGAGCCGCCCUUCUCGCAGCGAGACCAAGGAAACAUGGACUACACUGCUCCGACCUACUAAAGCCUGCGGUCCGCUUCUCUUGCACUUCUUAUUUUGCACUCGACGCUGCAGUUAAUACCUCCUUACUUUAUUUUUUCUAAGCUAGAUCAAAGAAAAAGUGAAAAGUACGUAAAAUGUCAUCCAAGUUACAAAAAAUAUCUGCGAAACACACUUCGACCGCGACUCUAUUGUACAGCUAAGCAGCAAAUUUUGAGCCUAACUGUACGACCAUUAAAAUAUCAGGGACUAUUGAGGUUCUAACAAAUAUCUAAACACGAUUCACAGCGCGUGCUUAGAUAUUUUAAAGUACUUUUCCCUAUCUGGGACUUGAAUGAAAAUCUUACAUCUAUUGCGCGUCAAAGAGUAUAUUUAAACAUGUGCGUUACAUUUUGGUGCCCGACUCUGAUUUGAAGUUGGUUACUUAAUGCGGUCGUCCAUACCAUUUUAACACGUCCAUCUUUAUUUUAUUUGAUCUGAUUUUAGUAUAACGUUACUUUGAUGUUCUCGAAUAUUUUCUCCUGAACUUGUAUUAUUAUUAUUUUUUAUUUAUCUUUACAAUUUUAUUUCUAAGAAAUAUAUAGUAUGUAUAUGAACCAUAUAUCGCUUCACAGUACCUGCUUGUAGGUAUGUAUAUGUACGACAAUAUUAACCAAUUAUUUAUGUAUUGUAAAAUACCUUAUAUAUGUAUGUGUAAAUAACAAAACUUACCUAUAUACCUAAAAUCCGUGGCUAGUGAUAUCAUGGAAAAUCCAUGUUAAUUCUUAUGUAAUAUUGUUUUUUUUUCUUAUUAUUAUUUUUUAAUUUUUCUCUUUCCGUCUUUACAACGCAGGGGAUGCUAUUGGCAUUAUUUUCCCGUAACUGUUAUGUUUGACCAAUGUGACAUUUAAAUUAAGAAAUUUUAUUGUGAUACUAUUAUUGUUUAUUAUUUUAUUUUAAUUUUAAUGCACCAUCGUUUACAUCGUGCCAUGUCUAUAAGCUUUAUCAACUAAAAAUGCUACUUUUAUUUUUAGUAAAAACUACAUUUGACUUUUAAUUCGAUUAAAAAUGAGAGGAAAGGACACUCCCGUCAACGAAAUUUUAUUGAACACUUCUGAAGUGUAUUUUUAGAUCUGAAUAGGAAUAAAUGCAAAAAUAAGUAUCAAGUGCAUUUUUAUAACUAAUAAAAUAAUCAAGCUUGCAAACUUAUUAACAAAGAUAUGCUAAACUAGGAAAUGUUACGAGUAUAAUGGCAUAUCGAAGUAUACAUUUUAUUUAAUCAUACAUUUUAACUAUAUAUUAGGUUAUUUGCAUAUAUAAUUCAAAAUAUACAAUCGCAUUAUAUUUUAAAUAAUUGGCAACAUAUUGCUUGUGUCAUGUCAUGAUGUUUUGAAAUUAAAUUAAAUUUAUUAAAACGAGUCACAUUUUGAUCUUGCAACAGUAUUAUAUACAUAAACAUAUAAAUGUUAAGCGCUUAAUUCAAAUACAUAGUAUUUUUUUAAAGAUGAUAUUUUAGAAUAAUGCUAUCUCAGUAGUGUGGUUAGGCAAUUAUAAAUCAUUAUUCUGGUAUUUAAACGUGUUAAAAAAGAAAAUUAGGUAAUCUAAGGGUAAUGCUAUUCUAUUAUGAAACAUAAUACUUCUUAUUACGUGCAUGUAAGGUAUUCAUUAAACUAUCAAAAAUUAAUGAAACCAAAGACGAGUGAAACUUAUUGGGAACCAAUCCCCAUACAAAGUUAAGUGUCUCCAAAAGUGUCAAUAGAUGGCGUUACUAGUCUUAAAUCGACCGGGAUAUAAACCGUAAUUACCUUUUAUAUUGUUUUUCAGACCAUAUUUGAAUGCAUUAUCAGUAUUACUCGUCUUUGAAAGUAAUUGUGUUACUCUUGAUUCUAAACUGUAGAAAUAGACAAGUAUGGUAUGUGUGUUAGUUCCACUGCCCGCCGCAGCAUACGGCGGCGCUAGUAUCGGAGUAUAUACGGGUUGAAUGUUGUCGCUAUAGAUGCUAUUUCCAAGUGUUUAUGUAAAAACCUUAAAGUCUAGGCGAGCUAAGAUUAAGUACAAAAUGAAUCCAGAAUUUUGAUUAUAACUGCCCUUUGUAGAGGUCGGCUUACGUUUACCAAGGAUCCAUUACAUCAUGAAAAUACCUUACUGUCAAGUUACUUACUACUGGUAACAUAUAUCCCACAAAAAAAUCGAUCAUGUAAAAAUAGUCGGUAUUUGAACUUGGCGAUUUUGGUAAACUGGCAGCGGUUUUGUCACUUCCAUAGCUUGCACUGUUACUUGUAAAAAAGUCUUAGCAAUAAAUUAUUGUCACUAUAGCUUGGGUGUACUCAUCUACAAUGUACGAUGUUGUUGCCUACGCUUCGCUUUCAUGGUACAGUCGGCAUCAAAAUGUGACGGUCAAAGAGGCCAAAUAUAUCGGAACAUAUCCUUAUUUUUAUGGAAACACCCCUUUGUGUUACCAUAUAUUUGACCACUUUGGCCGUCAUUCUAAUUAUAAGUACAGUUGAUGCUGACUGUAUUAGAGUACAUCUAAACUAUGUAUAGAUUUUUAACCAUAUCAGUCAGGUAUGUAAGGGCAUAGGUUAGUUUAGUAAUAAUUCUUAGGCGAAAUAAUGGACUUUAAUGUUGUUUUUUCUCCGUUUUCGACCUUAAUGACCUGGCAAUAAAAACGAAGGUAGUUCUUACCUUUUAUGUUCUAGUGACAUUUGUAAGCAAUGAAUUCUCAUUAGGGGCACAUGCAUUUGAUUUUUUACUUUGUUUUUGUUAUAACAAGACAGAAAUAACGGGUUGGGAGCCAAUACUUACAAAGGGCAUCAAGUCGAGGUUUCAUCAUACUUGAUAGUUAUUUUGUAACACCAUAUCGGAUACGGGUAAAUAAUAAAGAAUAUCCAUGGCUACCAUUAUACAGCUGCGAUUUCUUAAAUAACAUCUGUUAUAAAUGGCGCUAAGUAAGUCCUCUAAGCAGUCUGUAAUAUUUACUCGUCUCCGACUUUAUCUAUGAGUAGAAUUAAAAUAAUGCCCUUUUAAUACAUGAUUGAUAGUCGUUAUAGUAUUUGCUUAAUUGUAACAAAUUCUUCUGAAACUAUAACGACGAUUUAGACAGUACAUGUAACCUAGCUGUAGAUAUGUAACACAUGUUGGUUAGAAUCUGUUCUGACGAUAAUAAAAAAACUAUUAAACAAAUGGAAUAAACCAAAAAAAAUAUUGUAAUAAGUGUUGAAUAUUAACGCAAAAUCGUUCAGUGUUUGGUGAGUACUUAAUGUUAAGAUAGAUAUGUAUAAAGGUUCGUUUACACUUAUCUUGUUAUUUUGUCUAAAACCAAAGCAAUUUAAUCGAUACCAAAGGUUGCCGAACUGAACUGAGAAAUGAUUGUUAAAAAACCGAUCCUUAUAUAAAAGCUCUUAAAGAUCAAACUUGAAUAAUAGCAUAGAA
Molecule: messenger RNA, 4580 nt
Organism: Cydia pomonella (codling moth)
Lineage: Eukaryota; Metazoa; Arthropoda; Insecta; Lepidoptera; Tortricidae
Gene: Syngr
Product: synaptogyrin
Exons: 5
Coding region: 510-1193 (227 amino acids)
Cellular component (GO): neuromuscular junction; synaptic vesicle membrane
Source: RefSeq, a predicted model, not a curated record